Molecule: messenger RNA, 769 nt
Organism: Carlito syrichta (Philippine tarsier)
Lineage: Eukaryota; Metazoa; Chordata; Mammalia; Primates; Tarsiidae
Gene: GPX3
Product: glutathione peroxidase 3
Exons: 5
Biological process (GO): response to oxidative stress; hydrogen peroxide catabolic process
Molecular function (GO): glutathione peroxidase activity; selenium binding
Source: RefSeq, a predicted model, not a curated record
AUGCUUGGAGAAGCUGGCAAGUCCAUACACUGUUCUCUGAAGUUUCCCGAGGGGGGUGGGAGUGCGCAGCCUCCGCAUCCGGGACCCACCGCCCACAUUGACCUGAGCAAGCCCUCACGCUCCCUGGUGUUGGCCUUUCUGUUCCAGACGGACUGUCACAGCGGCGUGAGCGGCACCAUCUACGAGUACGGAGCGCUCACCAUUGAUGGCGAGGAGUAUAUCCCCUUCAAGCAGUACGCGGGCAAAUAUGUCCUCUUCAUCAAUGUGGCCAGCUACUGAGGCCUGACGGGCCAGUACGUGGAACUGAAUGCACUACAGGAAGAGCUGGCCCCCUUCGGCCUGGUCAUUCUGGGCUUCCCCUGCAACCAAUUCGGAAAACAAGAACCAGGAGAGAACUCCGAGAUCCUUCCCAGCCUUAAGUAUGUCCGCCCUGGCGGGGGCUACGUCCCCAAUUUCCAGCUCUUUGAGAAAGGGGAUGUGAACGGGGACAAAGAGCAGAAGUUCUACACCUUCCUGAAGAACUCCUGUCCUCCCACCUCAGAGCUCCUGGGCUCCCCUGGCCGCCUCUUCUGGGAACCCAUGAAGGUCCAUGACAUCCGCUGGAAUUUUGAGAAGUUCCUGGUGGGCCCCAAUGGUAAACCCGUUAUGCGCUGGUACCACCGGACCACGGUCAGCAACGUCAAGAUGGACAUUCUGUCCUACAUGCGGCGGCAGGCAGCCCUGGAAGCCCGGGGAAAGUAGCCGGUGCCCACCCCACCCCGUGUCCACC